Messenger RNA from Dermacentor silvarum, 1869 nucleotides. RefSeq lists its product as uncharacterized. Gene Ontology annotation, biological process: proteolysis. The coding region runs from base 1 to 1869 and encodes 622 amino acids. The transcript is spliced from 2 exons. The record is from RefSeq and is a predicted model, not a curated record. Gene Ontology annotation, molecular function: aspartic-type endopeptidase activity. Lineage: Eukaryota; Metazoa; Arthropoda; Arachnida; Ixodida; Ixodidae.
AUGGCCGGAUACGCAAGCCCACCACAGUUCGAGGAAGCUACGGACCACUGGCCGGCAUAUCUAGUGCGGCUAGAAGCUUUCUUCGAAGGCAACGGCAUCACGGAAGAAAAGAAGAAGCGAGCAUUGCUCGUAGCAGGGCUGAGAACCCACACUGUGGCCGUCGUCAGUGGACGCUGCGCGCCAACAAAGGUGAACGAGCUGUCGUACAAAGAAGCACUCGACAUACUGCAGAAGCAUUUUUCGCCCAGCCAGAAUGAAAUAGCCCAAUCCUACAAAUUUUUCUCACGCAACCAGAUGCCUGGAGAGCCAGUGUGGAAAAACAGGGCACGACUCAAGAACCUGCCGGUUCCGCUCGUCGAAGUGUUACCAGUGCCAGCAGCGCAGUCAUGUUCGCAAGAUGUGUCCCGGACAAGCAGACAGCAGAACGAGGGAACCGUUAACUGGCCACACCAGCAAAUUAAUGCCGUGCAUCCGUCAGCAGGAAACAGCAACGAUCCGGGUGCAGAAGCUCUGUUCCUCGUUGAAACGACAGAUAAUUUUGUUGGAAACAUUCACACCGUAAAGGCCAUAAUGCGCACUCUCCUUUGGAAUGGAAUAGCGAUCAAGAUGCAGCUGGACACAGGGUCCCCGGUUUCUAUCAUCACUUGGCCCACCUACGUACAGCAUCAAGAUGCCUGGCCGAACCUGCAGGAAUCGCCGCUCAAGUUGUCACGCUUCCUUGGACCACUGCCGGUGCGCGGCCAGUUACAACUCGAUGUUUCCUUGAGUUCGAAGACCACAAAAGCCACAUUAGCUGUGCUGGGGUGUUCCGGGCCGAACUUGUGUGGCCGGGACGUCAUGACAGCGCUGGACCUUCUUGGGGAGCCGGUGCUCAGCGCAACGCAAGAAGGUGAGAGUGCAGCCAUUCGUGAAGUUGGCAAUGACGUUGAGGUCUUGUUAGAAGAAUUUUCUGAUGUGUUUCGACCCGAGUUAGGGCGCAUAACGGGCCCGCCCGCCCGUCUGCCAUUGCGUGACGAUGCUGUUCCUCGGUUCUGUAAGGCGCGGCAGGUGCCGUACGCGUUACGCUCAGAAGUGGAGGCCGAAAUUGAUCUUGCUCCGGCCGCAAACUCGGAGUGGGCGGCACCCGUGGUGGCGGUGGUAAAGCGAAACGGGAACAUUCGCUUAUGCGGUGAUUUCAAAACUACUGUCAACCAAGCCUGCCACACGAUCCAGUAUCCUCUCCCGCGCUUUGAGGACAUCAUGGCGACGUUGAACGGCGGCGAAGUUUUUACAACUAUCGAUCUCCGGGACGCCUACAAUCAAAUUACGUUAGACGAAGAAUCGCAACUGCUCACGACGGUGAAUACGCAGAAGGGCCUUUUUUGCUUCACCCGCCUUCCGUUUGGAGUAGCCUCUGCGCCAGCGCUCUUUCAGCAACGCAUGGAAACAACUUUACAAGGGCUGCCUGGGGUGCAGGUCUAUUUAGACGACGUAAUCAUUGCUGAAAAGCGGAAUGAUGCCGCCACCUUACGCCGAGUGCUGGGAAGAUUCCGCGAGUUCGGGGUGCGGCUGAAUCGGGAGAAGUCAAGAUAUCGUGAGAAUGAGGUUGAUUUUUUGGGUUACAAAAUCGACGAUAAAGGCGUGUAUGCCAAAAGGGAAAAUCUUGAGGCUAUUCUGGACGUCGAUACACCCACGGGAGUGCCCGAGUUAAGGUCAUUUUUGGGUAUUUUCACCUAUUACCAAAAGUUUCUACCGCAGGCAGCCACGAUCCUUGCACCUUUGUACGAACUAUUGCGCGCCAGGACGGAGUGGAAGUGGGGCGUUGCUCAGCAGCAGGCGUUCGAAGAGGUCAAAGCACUGACCGGACAAACCGUUGGUACUAGAAUGUGA